AUGACUGCAUCUAAUUCGAUUCGGUCACGUUUUAUGAGACUGAUUUUCGAUGCCGAGAUAUGUGAAGCUCUUGAACUACUCUUAGCAACCCUUGGCGACGAAAACGGUUUCCACGAAGUUGUCGACUGCAUCACUGCAUGGCAGGAUCUUAUCGACAGUGAGGAUUCGGCGUUACGACCUCUUGUUGAGUGUCUCGACGAUGACGACACUGUCGUGUUGCAAAAAGCUAUCGCCCUUGUGAAUGCACUGAUUCGUCAUGCUCCUGAUGAAGCACGUGCUUUUAGAAUCAAAAACGAACUCUCAGUGCUCGACUACAAAGGACAUUUGGAGCAUUUGAGGGUUGGUGCUGAUCCGAAGGUACUCAACGAAAUUGAACAGUUCAAUUGUUUAUUCCAAACAGAUAAUCUUGAAGAAUCGUCAAUUUCGAUGACACCGACAAGUGAGGUCGAUGAAGCGGUGAUGUCGGACGAUCCACUGUCGCACCUUUUAGCAGACCUGGAGGCCUUAUUGCUAGACGAAUCGUCAAGCAGAGGACGGAUCCUUGUUGUAGAAAAAAUGAUUGAAAUGUUACGAGGAAUCAGAACACUGGACGAUGCUGAAGCAGCUGUUCGAGCCCUGCGACCAGAACCACAACGAAAAGCUCUUUCUCCUCCUUCGACCUCGAGAGCAUCCAGCCAAAUACCGUGUCCGUCAUCCAAAACUGUUCCAACACCGGCUGCUGCCCCUCCACCUGGCCCAUCGUUCAAAUUCACAGAUUCAUCCAAAUCGCUAUUAGGGAAACCUUUAGCAGGUCCACCUCCAGCACCACCACCACCUCCAUCACAGGUCGUAAGAGGUCCAGGACUUCCUUCCGGACUGCCACAUCCUGGAAAAGGCCCUCCUGUGCUUCCUCCACCACCUUCUCUUGGUGGUCUAGUGGCUCCGAAACAGGUUCCCGAUGAGUUGCCAGAGUCGAUGAAACCGAAGCGAGCGCCCAGUGAGACUAUGAAAAUGAAGACCAUAAUGUGGUCAAAAAUCACUCCGUCAGCUGUCGUUCAUGGCCAGGGAUCGGAGAGUAUAUGGGGAGAGUUGGCUAGGGAGAGCACAAAACUCUGCUUGGACUUUGAUAUGAUUGACGGGAUGUUUGCCAUCGAGCCAGCUCAAAACUCCUCGGCAGUUGUUGAGUCAACGCACGGACAGGGUGCCAAAAAGAAAAACGUUCUUGUCGAUCUAUUGACUCCAAAACGCAGUCAAAAUGUGACAAUCACGUUGAAGCAGUUCAAAGACUUGGAUAUACUGAUCUCAGACCUACAUGAAAAUAAGCUAGGUCGUUUUGAUGUGGAAGUCUUACGGACGUUGAAAUCGAUCUUGCCGGAUUCCGAGGAGGUGGAAGCACUGAGGCGUUACACGGGCGAAUGUUCCCAGCUUGCUCCUGCAUGUGCAUUCUUCCUUCGGCUAUUGGAAAUUCCUGAUUAUCGUCUCAGAAUCGAUUGCAUGAUACUUCGAUUGGAAUUUCAUCGAAUUAUGGAAGAAGUAGUGCCUGGGAUCCAUCUUCUUCAAACUGCCGCCACAGAACUCCGGCAAUCACAUGCCCUUCGUCGCCUUUUGUUGUUAUUGGUAAACAUCGGAAACUAUCUAAACAGCUCAUCAACACAUGGAAAUGCCGCCGGAUUCAAGCUGAGUUCUUUAUGGCAGGUCAUUGACCACAGAGCCACAAAAGGAUCAUCGUCCCUUUUGCAUCUUCUCGCUAAGAUGGAUCCCGACUUGCUAUCUGAUCUUGAACAAGAACUUCCUAACAUUAACAAAGCCUCAGAAAGCUCUCUCGAAGAGAUCAAAACAAAUCUACGAUCCGUGGGCGAACAAUGUACCAGUCUCAGUAACCAGUUGAAGACGAGGCAAAACAACGAGUUCGCCGAAAUUCGCGAGUACCUCACGGAACACUGUCACAUAGAGCUGUUGGAGACUAACAAGGCACUGACGGGACUUCUGAAAAUCCAAGAUGACCUGGCUUUGUUUUUCUGUGAAAAUAAGGGCUCGUUUAAAAUCGAGGAAUGUCUAAGAAUGUUCAAAAUUCUUAUCAUGCGACUUCGUCAGGCACUGCAGGAGAAUGAGGAGAGGGAAAAGCGUGUCUCUCGAAAACAACGAGCACGGACAAUGGAUGAAGACAUUCCUCGAAGGAAUGAGGAAAACUCCGAAGAACGACCGAACGAAGAGAAGUUCCUGGCCACUCUUGAAAAAGGUCAAAAGCUCUAUAAUCGCAAGCGGUUAUCCGCUCGUUUGACGGACAUGGCACGAGAGCGUGAGCUGCAGAAGAGUACGAGGAUACGUCGCCCAAAGGAAAUUGGUUCAAAUGAAUCAGUACCAUCAGAGAUAGGGAGUGAAGAUUUCAACUCUCCUUUCAAACAGACCCAUAUUGCGAAACCAUCCGUUUCACCGCCCCCGCCUCGUACGUCACCUUACCAUGCCGAGGUUUCCGACCUUAACGAUUAUGUGGAAAUCCUGGAGAAACAGCAAUCUUCUCCACGAAUCGUUCGCCGCUCUGGAGCAAUUCCGAAGGCUUCCACGUCACCUGCAAGUCGUCAAGCCAUCAUCUUAAAUAUCCCACCGGAAUCUGAUACAUCGACUCCAUCGGCCAGGUCGUCUCCAAAAAGCACAGAUGAAGGCUUCGAGUCCGAAAAGGACAAGGAGAAUUCUAAUAUACGUUCACCUUCAUCAGCGACUAUCACUCCACCCAGCAUUAAGAGGAUUCCGGAAAAAGUAGCAGAAAGAAAACAAGUCUUCCAUCGAACCCCUCCAGAAACGCCUCGAAAGACGUCUUCAAUGGUACCGUUAUCGGUCGCAGCUCCUCAAAAAGCAGCCACGACAACCAACAGUAUAGUGAAGGCUUCACCUUUGAAACGAAUACGCGUUGGUCAGGAGGCUCCCUCUGCCACACGGCUACCCACUUCUAUUCCAAGUCAAACUUCUCGAGCUAAGCCUGCUCCUCAGGCUUCGACAACACCAUCAUCUCGGUCGCCGCCUACUGGAAAAGUCGUCAGCAAACUUACUCAACCUCCCAAAGUCUCUCAAACGAGCAGAGUGGGAUCUGUGGCAGGAACCAAGCCGUCUACCUUACCUGUUCGUUCCACUGCUGGAAUCCCGAAACCAGCAGUAAAGAAAGUGGGAGCAGUGCCGGCAGGAACGGUAGCGAGUAUAAUCGCUCGAACAGCACUGGCCACAACGUCGUCACCGACGCCGGCUCGUCGCAUGAGUACACCACCUACGACGUCAAAAGAGGCGGCUACACCCACGCUCCGGCGACCGAGUCAGGUGGCCGUAAAACGAGCAGACAGUUCCAAGCGAGACGUACCGAUGAAACCGCAAGUGUCAACCAGUUCACGUCCAAGUCUCAUCAAAACCGGUAGCAUAUCACAAUCUUCGAAUCUGCCUAAAAUGGACGUGGUCGAAAAGCCAAGGCCUUUAAGGAAAACCACCCAUCAUUCAUCAUCGCCGUCGUCGGACUCGACGAACGGAAAAGGAACGGCGAGGCCGAAAUGGGUCUAA
Molecule: messenger RNA, 3522 nt
Organism: Haemonchus placei
Lineage: Eukaryota; Metazoa; Nematoda; Chromadorea; Rhabditida; Trichostrongylidae
Source: the annotation of a GenBank genome assembly